GGCAAUAUAAAAUAGGAUUUGGUUUUGGGCUAUCACUUUUCCACAUUUGGAGCCUCAGUAACAUCCUGAGAAACGCAGUCAUUUGCCUCCCCCUCCUGGUGAACGCAGUAAUGGUGUGAAGAGACACAAAACAAUGGGUUAAAAUCUCUAUUAAGCCCUGUGACGUAGGUGUGGAAAGCGAGACCUGUUUCUAGAAAACAUCAAAAUUGUUAAUUUGCAUUGCAAAUGCAAUAUAUAUGCAUAGCAAGUACAGAAACAAAUAAAAACAAAACUUAAUUGCUAUUUACAGGGAUAUGACAUCAUGUUCACUUCUGUCUUCCGGACGGCAAAAAUCCAGAUAAUAACUAGUAAAAAUCCACAUGAUAUAUAUCGAAAAGAAAACGACGUCAUAAUGCAUAUCCUCAGAUUAUUAACUUGCCCUAAAAACUAAGCAAUCUUUUCUCCGAACCUAAGAGUCACAUACGUCAUUAUAAUGUUGGGAAGAUUCUCAUAUGAUGCGUCCGCUAAAGCUUUUCGUCAUGAGCGAGCGGCAUGACGUCAAGCCGCAUCAAACGCUUCCAUUCAGGCAGGGGCUUUAUUAUGCAGAAAUACCAAAAUGAUUGGCCUGAUAUCAAAAUGAGCGAUCAUAAAUAAUAACGCGAGAGUUUGCAAGUUGCCUGCCGACUGUAGUCACAACUGUCAAAGACAGCGGCGGAUAUACGCGCGCGACCCAGCACCCAUACUGUUACUGUACACGCUCGCGGAGAUAAUAUCCCUAUCAAACAAAUACACCGCAUUAUCCCGAGGUAAGGACCGGAAUCGCGCGACGCUGUGCCUUCCCCUCCGCUCUCCGUCGCGUUUACUUCUACCAGCCUCGAUUACUGCACUAAACAUAUCCCCGUGCCUCCUUUAGCAACAGCGAGAAGGUUUUUUUUUUUUUUUUUUUUUUUUUUACUCCUCCUUCGUAUUAAAGUCGCCAUUUUGCUUCACUGCCUAUGAAAGCUUCUUGUAUUUUCAUGUUUUUUGGCGGCGUUUCUGCGUUUUUGUGCGCGUGCUUUUGAGUUGGAUUUUAAUGCGAGAGCUCGUGGAUUACAUAUUAAUGAAGAGGGGCUCCGGGUGCAGUCUGGAAACACGGUGAAAGUGCUCGGCUCGAGGGCAUUUGCAUCAGCUUGCUCUUUUUUCUUCCUUUCUCCUUCUUCUUCUUCAUCCUCCUCCUCCGCGGACACGCGCAGCGGGGGCCGUGAGUGUGGCUACGGACCGUGACGCCCGUCUGUCCGCGACCCCCCGCGCGUCAGGUGCGUUUGCCAUGUAAAGUCAAGCGGCGCGACGCGAGAGAAAAGGCUACAGCCUGACCCCACGUGGGUGACCCGCUCACCCGCUCACCCGUCAGUGUUGGGUGGCUUUCCAGGCAUGGACACCUCCAGCGGUGCCCGGGUGGUGAAGCCUUCCUCGGGCUUGUCAAAGGGGCGCACUGCCAAACAGGCCCACCCCGCAGAGACGGCCCGAAUGGGCAGCACUGAAAACGACAAUCACAGUUCCUCCUACAAUGAGAAAUCAGAGGGUAAGAAGAAAGCACGCCCUCGCGUGGAGGUGCAGGAGCUGCGCAUUAUUCCCGCCCAUGUGAUGGUUCAGUGGAAAGAGGAGUUUAAGAGUCGGUCCAGGGUGAAGUGUCCAUGUUCAGGCUGCUGGUUGGAAUUCCCCAGUAUUUACGGACUUAAAUAUCACUAUCAGCGAUGCCAAGGGGCGACCAUAGCAGAGAAGCUGAGUCACAGCUGCCCGUACUGUGAGGCUGUGUUCGCCACCAAGGUGCGUCUUCAGAAGCACAAGCUCUGGAACCACCCAGAAAGGGUCCCCAUGGAGAACAAGUCCGGGGUCACCUCGGACACCAAAUCUGAUCCCAAGUCUGAACCCAAACAACAGAAGAGCCAUGUGAAAGGAAAUUCCAAAAAAAGGCCCGUCGUUUUCAAGGUGAAGAAGACCCAGGAGGUGUCUCGGCCCUCACAGAAUGGGGAAUGCGCCCCCCUAAGGCCGGAGAGGAAACAGCAGCAGGGGACAUCCCUAGACACUGGGGGCAGUGAGAGCGAGGGGGGCAGUUUACCCCCACCCUUCCCUGAGGAGGACCCUGAGAGAAUGAAGCACAGGAGGAAGCAGAAAACUCCAAAGAAGUUCACCGGGGAGCAGCCGUCUAUUUCAGGAACAUUCGGUUUGAAAGGAAUGAAUAAGGUGGAGGAGAAGUUGAAAGCAGGUCGGAUGAAGAGGGCGGAAGGGGCUCUGUUCUCUGAGGAGUCCCAAAGGAAGCAGUCGGUUCAAGCUCCCUCCAGAAAAGAAGCUGCUACUAACAGUUCAGGUCCCCCUGCUGAAGCCCAGUGGCAGAACACCAUCUCUGAGAGAGGGGAAGUGGUCUGUCCCACCUGCUCCGUCGUCACUCGCAAGACCGUCCACGGACUCAAGAAGCACAUGGAGAUCUGUCAGAAGCUGCGGGACGCUCUCAAAUGUCAGCAGUGUCAGAAACAGUUCCGAUCAAAAGCUGGACUCAAUUACCACAGCAUGGCUGACCACAUUAAGCCCUCGCCGAGUGAAAAUCUGUCUGAGGAGGAGCCGGAGGAGAGAGAGAGGCUACACUGCAUCCUCAAACAGAUGGGCCGAAUCAAAUGUCCCAGUGAGGGCUGUUCAGCUCAUUUCUCCAAUCUGAUGGGUUAUAAGUAUCAUCAGAAACGCUGUGGCAGAGAGCUGCUAUGCGGACAGAAGCCUGUCUUCCUGUGCCAGCACUGUGGUAAGACCUAUCGCUCAAAAUCUGGCCGUGACUACCACCUGCGCACCGAGCACCCGGUCACUGCCCUGUCCGCACACUCGCUCACAGCUGAGGACUGGCAAAAGGAAGACAGUAAAGAUGAGGAGGAUGUGCUGGAGGACGAAGAAGAGGAGGAGGAGGAAGAAGAGGAAGAACCUGUGCAAAUAAAGAGCAGGGAGAAUGCAAAGGUGAGAGCAGACGAGCCGGAGGAGAAGAUGGAGGAGAGGAAGGAGGAGAAAACGGAGGUGGAGGAGCUGCUGGAUUUGGAGAGGACGCCCAGUGGCAGGGUGCGCCGGCGCUCGGCUCAGGUGGCAGUGUUCCACCUGCAGGAGAUCGCAGAGGACGAGCUGGCCAAAGACUGGGGCACCAAACGACGCAUCAAAGAUGACCUCGUACCAGACAUCAAGAGGCUCAACUAUACUCGACCAGGUCUCCCCAACUUUAGCCCUGAAACUGUGAACAGCUGGAAGAACGAGGUGAAGGAAAAAGGAUUUAUCUGCUGCCCCAACUGUAACUGCGAGGCUAUCUACUCAAGUGUAUCUGGACUUAAAGCACAUUUGGCAAGCUGUAACAAGGGAGGGGGCGAUGUAGGGAAGUACACUUGUUUGCUCUGUCAGAAGGAGUUUAACUCUGAGAGUGGCGUGAAGUACCAUAUCAGCAAGACACACUCUCAGAACUGGUUCCGGGCGUCUACCAACGAGGUAACCAACAACAAGAAAAAAGAGCCAGAGAGCAAUGGCUUACAGAAGGACAUGAAAAACGUAGUGCCUGGGAAGAGGAGGGGACGAAAGCCUAAAGAGCACCACCUGGUGACAGCACCUUUUCCAGCAAAGACUCAGAGCUUCAGCCCAGCUCCAGCUCCGCUUCCACCCCAGACCGUAAGCCCAGCCUCAGAAACCCAAACCCACAUGCCCAACCCCAUCACCCCAACCACUCCCCCUGCCCCAGUGGACAGUGGGAAUCCAGCCCAAGCUAGAGACACACAGCCUCCUAUAAAGAAACGAGUCAAAACUAAGAAAGCGCAGACCGCUGAGUAACUCUGCUUUCAAUCCGUCACCACCAGAAGGGAUGUUUUCCGAACUACUCCGGAUAAAACUUUAGUCAAUUCGGUCACAGAAAUGAAGGAUGGCACAGAAGAACGAGCUCAGAAAGAUGAACGGCAGAACGAGGGGAUGAAAAAUGGAAGAAAACUACAAUGAUUUGCCCUUGUAUUGAUUUCACACUGAUCUUUGUGUUUUUUAAGCUGAGUAUAUACAUUAUGUGUGUGCUUGUGUUUACUGAUAUAUAUUACUCCUGUCGGUUUUUCAUUCCAUUUUUAUAGUUGAUUUUAUUAAGUUGUUCACUCUAAAGGGGUUAAUAACAUUUAUAUAUA
Messenger RNA from Carassius gibelio (silver crucian carp), 4142 nucleotides. RefSeq names its product zinc finger protein 512B-like. NCBI's taxonomy places the organism in Eukaryota, Metazoa, Chordata, Actinopteri, Cypriniformes, Cyprinidae. Gene Ontology annotation, molecular function: zinc ion binding. The coding region runs from base 1390 to 3807 and encodes 805 amino acids. The record is from RefSeq and is a predicted model, not a curated record. The transcript is spliced from 17 exons.